Molecule: messenger RNA, 789 nt
Organism: Clonostachys rhizophaga
Lineage: Eukaryota; Fungi; Ascomycota; Sordariomycetes; Hypocreales; Bionectriaceae
Source: the annotation of a GenBank genome assembly
AUGGAGAAAGAAGACUCGUCCCCUCCCAAUCCCCGCAAGAUCUCGCUCCAGAGACGCUGGGCGCACGAAUACGCUCUGACACAGCCUGGCUACGAUGACCUCCCAUGCCCAACUACGAACAACGGGGCGUCCCUGAUCACCCCGCCUGGCACCCCGCUGCCACCAAAAAUCUACCCAUUCUCGACACCCAGCGAUGAACAAUCUCGUCGCGACCCGUAUACCCCCGCGUCCACACCCCGGUCGAUGAUGGACAUGGACAGCGAGAUUUUCUGCCUAAAAGUCUGGCUGUCGCUGUCAAACUUUAUCCUUCGGGCCGAGGCCCACCAGCGAGCGCAAUGGCUGCGCAUACUCCACGACCUGCUGACCGAGGAUCAGAUCAACGAAUUGAUAGAGGGGCUCGAGGAUGUGGGAGUCGGGGAGCCAUGGCCGGUCGCGGCGCGCGGAAUGGCCUCCCAAGAGGGCGACGAAGCCUCCCAAGAGGGCGACGAAGCCUUCCAAGAGGAUAGGGGAACCCCCCACGAGGAUGGGGACUUGUCCGAUGAGGAAUGGGAAAUGUCCGAUGAGGAUGCUGAACUCUCCGAUAAGGAUGGGGACGUCUUCCCAGGGGAUGAUGGGGCCUCUGCAAUGGUCGACGCGGACAAGGCCAUGACAGGCGUCCCGACCCUCAAUCGCCCUAAUUAUUGGUUGCCCAUGCAGAUCAUGCAGAUCGUCGGCCAGAAGCGCAAGGCGGCCUCUCUUGACGCGGAGCAGCCUGAUGAAGAGAUCAACUACCUACGACGGCAAGUUUGA